GUUAACUUUUCAGUCAGAGUUGCCUUUACAAAGUGUUAUGACUAGGGAAGAAGGUUACAGAGAAGAGUUCAGCUAUGACAGAAUGCCAACUUUGGAGCGGGGAAAGCAAGAGAAUGGAAAUUAUAUACCGGAUAUCAAAUCCAGUGACCUUCAGCUAUCAAAGAGGCUGCACCCCUGCUUUAUUUACAGAACGUGGAUCUUUUCUUUGCUGAUGGGUACUUGCCUCCUUAUUACCUCUGGGUUUUCACUGUAUCUGGGAAAUAUUUUUCCAUCUGAAAUGGAUUAUUUACGUUGCGCAGCAGGUUCAUGUAUUCCUUCAGCAGUUGUGAGCUUUGCUAUAGCAAGGAAUAAAAUUAAUGUGAUACCCAAUUUUCAGAUUCUGUUUGUCUCUACAUUUGCUGUUACAACAACAUGUUUAAUUUGGUUUGGAUGCAAACUUGUCCUGAAUCCAUCAGCUAUAAAUAUAAAUUUCAACUUGAUUCUACUUAUUCUGCUGGAAAUCUUCAUGGCAACUACUGUGAUCAUUUCAGCUAGAUCUACUGAAGACUGCUGUAUGAGAAAGAAAAAUGCCACAUACGAUGGUGCCAUUGCUUUGAGUAAUGUCAGCUUUCCUGCCCGAAUUCUGAAGUCAUACUCAGUAAUUGAAGUGAUAAUUGGAAUUUCAUCAGUAUUUGGUGGCAUAAUUGCUUUAAAUAUGGAUGUUCUGGUGUCAGGUCCAUAUCUUUCAGUAACAUUCUUUUGGAUCUUGGUUGCUUGCUUUCCUAGUGCUAUCGCAAGUCAUGUGGCUGCUGAAUAUCCAAGUAAAUGUCUGGUUGAGGUCCUGAUUGCCAUUAGCAGUGUCACAUCCCCAUUGUUGUUCACUGCUUCUGGAUACUUAUCCUUCAGUAUCAUGCAAGUUGUUGACAUCUUUAAAAGUUAUCCACCUGCUGUUAAACAGUCUUAUGAUGUACUACUGUUGCUUCUGAUGUUGAUGCUGCUAAUUCAGGCAUGCCUUACUAUCGGAACUGUAAUACAGUGUGUAAAUUACAAGACAAAAAUGAAACUGCAGGAUUCGUCCUGGACAGAAUCACAGGUUAAAAAACAGGAGUACAGAACUACAGAGGUUUCCAAUAAUACCUUAAAGGAUUUUGACAAAGACAAAGCCUGGAAAGCAGUUGUGGUGCAGAUGGCUCAGUAG
Centrocercus urophasianus (Greater sage-grouse) is the source of this 1177-nucleotide messenger RNA. It is a transcript of the gene MLC1, whose product is annotated as modulator of VRAC current 1. Gene Ontology annotation, biological process: regulation of response to osmotic stress. The record is from RefSeq and is a predicted model, not a curated record. Gene Ontology annotation, cellular component: endoplasmic reticulum; cytoplasmic vesicle; plasma membrane. Lineage: Eukaryota; Metazoa; Chordata; Aves; Galliformes; Phasianidae. Bases 38 to 1177 code for a protein of 379 amino acids. The transcript is spliced from 12 exons.